UUUCUUGUUUCCUCAUUCAACGACUGUAGAUAAGAGUAUUUCCGACUUAGCUUUUUCCGAGAGGGAGGGUUAGGGAUUGCAAAUGGAAUCGGUAUCGGUGAAAAACGAAAACGACGCCAACAAUAACAACCAGGCAUCCUCCGACGAAGAUAGAGAACGCCUAGUCCUCGAUCUCAAGGCCGGUCUGCAUCCCCUCAGAAACAAAUUUGUAUUUUGGUACACUCGUCGAACUCCUGGAGUCAGAACUCAAACAUCAUACGAGGAUAAUAUUAAGAAGAUAGCGGAUUUCAGUACGGUUGAAGCCUUUUGGGUAUGCUACUGUCACCUAUCCCGCCCUUCAACUUUGCCAAGCCCAACGGAUUUGCAUCUAUUCAAGGACGGUAUCCGUCCGCUAUGGGAGGAUUUUGCUAACCGCAAUGGUGGGAAAUGGAUUAUCCGACUUAAAAAGGCUGUGUCAGGCCGUUUCUGGGAGGACCUGGUUCUAGCGUUGGUAGGAGAUCAACUUGAUUAUGGCGAUAAUAUUUGUGGUGCAGUACUGAGUAUCCGUUUUAAUGAGGAUAUAUUGAGCGUUUGGAACCGCAAUGCAUCUGACCAUCAGGCUGUGAUGGCUCUGAGGGACUCGAUCAAGCGGCAUCUAAAGCUUCCCCACAGCUACGUGAUGGAAUACAAGCCCCACGAUGCUUCACUACGUGACAACUCCUCAUAUCGGAACACAAGGUUGAGAGGAUAGGAAUUGCCCCACUCAUACUGGAAGAAUGCUUCUGCUUGAGAAUCUGGCUCUCCUAAAAACUAAGAGAGAGGUGAUAGGGUUUCAAUGUUGAUGUUCAACUAAUCCACAUGAUUUGGAUUUUCAUGUAUAAGUCAAAUACUUAUUUUGUUUUUAACAUACACUUCCUUAACGUCCCAUUGAGAGAACGUUCCCAACAACCUA
Messenger RNA from Salvia splendens (bonfire salvia), 931 nucleotides. Its product is annotated as eukaryotic translation initiation factor NCBP. Gene Ontology annotation, molecular function: translation initiation factor activity; RNA 7-methylguanosine cap binding. The coding region runs from base 83 to 730 and encodes 215 amino acids. The record is from RefSeq and is a predicted model, not a curated record. Gene Ontology annotation, biological process: translational initiation. Gene Ontology annotation, cellular component: cytoplasm; eukaryotic translation initiation factor 4F complex. Lineage: Eukaryota; Viridiplantae; Streptophyta; Magnoliopsida; Lamiales; Lamiaceae. The transcript is spliced from 6 exons.